Aplysia californica (California sea hare) is the source of this 533-nucleotide messenger RNA. RefSeq lists its product as uncharacterized. The record is from RefSeq and is a predicted model, not a curated record. NCBI's taxonomy places the organism in Eukaryota, Metazoa, Mollusca, Gastropoda, Aplysiida, Aplysiidae.
CCCCCCCAUUAAAACAAAAAACUGUGUGCUUGUGUUAUCCGAGGUUCCACGAUGACGCAGAGUUCGGAGAAUUCCUGACUCAAAUAGGACCUCAACCCUCGAGGCACAAGGUCAAGACCGACCCGCGCGUGCGUGCAAAGCUUGAACGCACCAGACGACGUAUGUACAGCGUGGACCGAAACUUCCUGGUUAGGGAAAAUCGCCAGUUCAUCAAAGACACAAUGAAGAACGUGUCUCGCAUUGAGAAGGCAAUGGCCUCGUCAGAGAAGCUGUCCCGCACCACGUCUGGCAACAACCCGCCUCCGUAUGUCCCUGUUGUCAUGCCAGGCCGCCCACUGGGCCGUGCCACGUCACAACCCGGACGCCGAGAUAGACUGCCCACCAGUAGUUCUACCUCCAGGCGUCAUUUCUCCGAGCCACUGCUGUUUGCGAACAAGUCGGGCACCCCAAAGGAAAGACAAUUUCUGAAUGGAGUUUCCUCCCCCGUGUUGCGUCACCGGAAACUCUUGCUGGAUCGGUACAAGCAGGAAGAG